Anolis carolinensis (green anole) is the source of this 3407-nucleotide messenger RNA. It is a transcript of the gene tex36, whose product is annotated as testis expressed 36. Bases 717 to 1064 code for a protein of 115 amino acids. NCBI's taxonomy places the organism in Eukaryota, Metazoa, Chordata, Lepidosauria, Squamata, Anolidae. The transcript is spliced from 4 exons. The record is from RefSeq and is a predicted model, not a curated record.
AACUACUAAAAUAAUGUAUAAAUAUUAAAAUUAAUAUAGUGUCCCUACUUCGUGGAUUUUCACUUACUGCGAGUGGUCCUGGAACCUAACCCCAGCGAUAAGUGAGGGAACACUGUAUAACAAAUUUGAAAAUAUUUCUGUUCCUCGUUCGAAUGUCUUAUUUCCUGCUUAAUUGUGUGGUAUUUAAUUUGAAAGUUCGACUCCAGAAGCUUCAUUUUUGUGGCUGCCACAAACUCAGUUUAAUUGGUUUGAGAUAUUUAUCGAAAAACUAUAGUAAAUGUGCUGCAGGAUGUCCCGCAAAAACAAAGUUUUGUAGUUUAAUAAACUUUUUCCACAUUUUUAUGAUCGAUCCAAUUAGGUAAUGUUGUGUAUAAUCCAGGAACAAAAAUUGUGUUACAUACAUUUUAUGCAUGCCCAUAUUUCUUAUAAGGAGAUAGCUUAUGCUAGUAAGACUGAAUUACUGUGUCACGGAAUGAUGCAUGGCUAAGAAGUGUGUCACCAACAUGAAAUGUUUGGAAAGCUCUAGGAUCAGAUCCUGCCUGCCAGCCAAUGGGAGAGACUAAUGCAAAGGUUCUGGAAUGCUGUCCUGAAGAUGCAGGGAAAGGAGGUAGUGUUGACCAUGGCAACCAGGUCUUCCUCAGUCCCAUCCAGUGGCAGAAGAGCCCCCUCUUUUCUCCAUCUUGCUGGUGGAGUUGAGUUCCAAGUGGCAAGAGACUAUGCCCAAAGGGAAGCGGGCCAACCCCAGCACGGCUCUGGAUGGCAUCUGGUUUGCACAUCAUGGAAACCUCCCACUAUAUCCCGAAACUCUUACAGCUGCUAUGCAAAAACAGAUACUAAAUCCAGAAGCUACUCACCAAAUCGACACUAGAUUGCCACUGAUGUACAAAGUUCGGGAAAAGAAACCAGGAAGCACAUUCCCAUUUUCGAUUCAUGACAAUAGACAUUGCUUGAUCAAUGUUGGAGAAUAUUUAGACUCUGGCAGAAAGAAGCAGCCUGUCUGUUACCGAAUCAGAAUUUCCACAGCGUUAGCCAACAGUUUCAUCCCCAAGCAGAUUCCAAACUAAAGUGGAUGCGAAUCACAUAAUCUGUGAAGCGCCCCAUGCUGUUUGUCACACUCAAGAGGGCAAUCUUGGUCCUCCUACAGAAGAAAGAACUGCAUACUUGCUACAUUUGUAAUGUUUAUCUUGGGUUUAUGUUGCCAGAGAAUCUCGCAAAUUUUAGUUGUGUUUUCCAACAGCAAGAAAAGAUUAUGAAGAUUACAAAUGCUAAGUCUACAUCGGUUAAACAUUUUCCCACUCUGAUGCAUUUCUAAAAUCAUUUGGGAUUGCUGUUUAUUAGAUAAAAGUCUCCAUGAUGAUUAGUGAGAUCAGUAAUGUGAAGCUCUUUGUACACUGAAAAGUAAAGUGAAUUUUGAUCUCAUGAGAGCUGGCAAGUUAAAUGUCUUGAAUUUGCAAAGGAGGAAUAGGAGAGGGUUGGAGAUGUUAGUAUGAUGUGAAAUGUAUCAUCUCCCUUGAUUUAAAAUGGUGGUAUAAUGAGCUGACAAUAUGACUAUUGCUCUUAUAAUGAAUUACACAAUUGAUGCCAAGUGAUACAUACAAUGAUUUUCAAGUAUUUUAUGAAGAGAAUCCACCAAUUGAAUUUUGGUCCUGUGAAUUACUUGUCUCAUACACAGUACAACCAAAAAAAGUUUUUUUUUCUUUGUGUCUUGGUUUUUAGGCCUUUUCCUGGGUUAUUUGGGGUGCGAAUUCAGAAAAUUGCAUUGGCUUUUUGAUAUGGUUAUCAUGACUUCCUAUGGGCGAGCAGAUGAACAGUGGUAUAUGGCAUAUGUUCUGUAUCUCAAAAACUAGAGCUGAGGGAGGGAAAGUGAUGUCAUUUUUUUGAAUCAGCAGGUAAAAUAUACCCUGAAACCAGCCUAACAUUUGAGGCACUCAAAUGUGAAUUGGCCAGUGAAUUACCAUAAUUUUCUCAGCAUACUAGGAAUAAUACACAUAUACAGCUGCUUGGAAAUGCCCAUCAGGUCCAUCACUGUACUCAGAUAAUAAAGUUACUUCUUAAAGUAACUAGAAAAACAUCCUUUUCACCUGGAACAAAUGGUUUAAUCAUUGAAUGCACCCCGAAAGCAAUGUUUCCAUCAUUUUUUCCAACAAACUCUACCCUUCACUAAUGAUUAUUUUAAUGGGUUGCUGUGAGUCUUUCGGACUGUAUGACCAUGUUCCAGAAGCUUUCUGUCCUGAUGUUUUGCCCACAUCUGUGGCAGGCAUCCUCAGAGGUUGUGAGGUAUGUUAGAAACUAGGCAAGGGAGAUUUAUAUAUCUGUUUAAGGUCCAGGGUGGGAAAAAGAACUCUUGUCUGUUGGAGGCAGGUGUGGAUGUUGUAAUUAAUCACCUUGAUUAGCAUUUGAUGGCCCUGUGGCCUCAAGGCCUGGCUUCUUCCUGACUGGGAGAAUUCUUUGUUUGGAGGUGUUAGCUGUCCCUGAUUGUUUUAUGUUUGGAAUUUCUCUGUUUUCAGAGUGUUGUUCUUUAUUUACUGUUCUGAUUUUAGAGUUUUUUUUUUAAUACUAGUGGCCAGAUUUUGUUCAUUUUAUGGUUUCCUCCUGUCUGUUGAAAUUGUCCACAUGUGUGAUGACUCAUGGGCCAUGUAGUCCCGUUCCAAGUACUAUUGUGGCAGACGAAGAGGAAAACUUUGGUUUCCCACCGUUUCAGCCAGAAUUGGAGCCCUUGCACCUGCAGGAUGUUUGCCCUCCAGAAGUCAGCCAAACAGGCCUUGGGCAGAAAUCUCCCCCGUUCUCUCGCCGGGAUAAUUAUAAUCGAGAUAGAGGCGCUAGGGAGGCGAAUCGCCGAAGCGCCAGGAUCGCUGCCAGACAAUUAGCCUGUUUCCCUUGGGAAAUCUUAAGGAGUCAUGCAUCUGGACAUAGUAUGGGUUUCACUUCUUGUUCCCCAGGGAAAGUGUUCCUUGGCGGGAAAGCAAGAUCCUAUAUAGGUGUUUACCCGCAAGGAGAUCCUUGCGGAGUCAAUUCGUCAGCUUCAGGAGUGAGAUCGUGUGUAGACUACGCUACUCCAGUUCCUCGUUUCCAGGACCUUGUUCUCGUUCCAGUCCUGCCUUGUUUCCCGGACCUCGCCACGGAUUUUGCCACGGACCCUGUUCUUGUUCCUUGCUUCUUGUUGCCUUGAAUCAAGCCUUGUUUGCCAAGAAUCUAGUUUGCUCUCCAGCCUUGUUAUCAAGCUCCAUUGGACUAAAGGACCCUGUCAUUUCCCCACACUUUGCUCGGCAAAGUGUGUGUUUCGGUUAUUGGAUUAUAACUUUGGACUCUAAUAUCUCAUAUUGGACAUUGAUUUCCUGGACUAUUUUUGACCUUUCCUGAAACGUCUACUUCUGAACUAUAUUCCUCACUUGUUUUUAUUGACUUUA